Molecule: messenger RNA, 4020 nt
Organism: Arctia plantaginis
Lineage: Eukaryota; Metazoa; Arthropoda; Insecta; Lepidoptera; Erebidae
Source: the annotation of a GenBank genome assembly
AUGUAUUUUAAGCUGUUGGCUGUUUUUAUUUGCUUAACAGUUUCAACAUCAGCAGAACCAAAGAGAGGGCUUCGGCUACUCUUUCCUGAAGAACACAGGAAGUACAUCUUCUCAUUAAGCAGUAAUGUCUCCACGGGCACCUGGACCCCACGACAGCGUGGCACCUAUUGGCAGCUGGAAGCUAAACUUUACGUGCAGGUGUAUGACAAUUUUACGAAGGCCAGAAUGUCACUUCAAGGUUUGAAGGAGAUAGUACAUCCUUUAACAACAUCAGAAUUACAUGAUAGGGGACAUUCCGACAAGAAAUGUUUGAAAGAUCCCUGGGAGUUGGAUUACCAGGAAAAUGGUUAUAUCAAAUCGAUAUACGUUGGUUACGACGAGCCGGCUUGGUCGGCGAACUUGAAGAGGGCUAUCUCUAUUAAUUUCCAAGUUACGAAGGACAGCGGGACAUACUCCAUCAAUGAGCCAUGCCUAGACGACAUAUGCGCUAUGAUCUACCUGUCCCAAGGCAGCUUGGUGAAGAAGUACACCAGUCUGCGGGUCCCCACGGCUAGCAGUAGAAGCAGCUGGAGUUCCGUGCCCUGGUCACCAGAUUACGUUGGAAGAGCUAUUAUAGACUCCGUGUCUUCAGCAGAACGCACAUACGAUAUUGAUGACUACAAAGGAUUGCAUUCAAUGGAGUUACAAUCAAGUUAUCAAUACAAAACACAUGAUUAUAUAUUAGCUGUAAAUACUUAUUUAUCUCUGACCUACGACCAAGAUAUACCAGCCCAGAGUGUUGAAAAAAUAAAUCUUUUCCAAACCUCUAUACAGUAUGUGGCCAGUGACUACAGAGACCCGUCAAACGGUAUCAGAAACGUCACCCAAGGAAGUUUGAAAAAUACUACUUACGAUAUGCUCCUGAAAAUUGCAAGAACUGGAAUAGACGCUGACAACAUCGUUAGAAAUGCUUCUCUUAUACACAGUUUGGAUUUUAUAGACCUUUUAAACUCUAUAUCUCGUUUGGAUUAUGAGACUCUUGUCCGUCUCUUCAAUGACUUGGUUCUUGGGACAAGUUACGAAUUGGAAACUGCGCGGAAUAUAUUCCUGGAGGUAUUACCACACUCCAGGAGCGAUGCCUCUGUCAAGUUUAUCAAAUAUCUGGUGCUGGAAGAAAAGGAAAAUGUGGAAGACGCAACACUCCUCUCCUUGAUUCGGAAGCUGCCCUUUAACGUGGCAGCGCCGAAGCAAGCGCUCCUGGAAGAACUAGAGGUGUUCAGCAAACUGGGUUUGGACUUCACCCCUGAUAUACGCCACGCUGGGAUCCUGAGCUUCGCGACACUGCUCUAUAAAACCAUGAUGAUAUCACAAGUAAAGCAGGACUACUUUGACAAUAUGGUGGUGAAAUACUUCAGGAUGUACAGUGACUGUCCUAUAUAUCUAGACCGUAUGGUUUGGCUCCAGGGUUUAUGUAAUAUUGGUUACUCUGCGGAAUCAUACACGAGGAUUAUUCAUACAGAGACGAGUAGAAAUCGUCAUGAAAGAGUUUGGGCGGCAUUGGCCCGGAAUCCCAGAGUUGAGGAUCCCUAUGUGAUCCUGGAAACGACACUACCAAUAAUCAUGAAUUCUACUGAACACAUUCAACUUCGCAUCAUAGCUCUCCAUACAUUCCUCAGCUCCUCAAACGUCAGAGAGUCAGACUUCUUAUUAGUUCACAAUUAUAUUAACACAUGUGACAACAAUCAGCUCAAGAGAUUCUGGUUUGCAACGCUGAAUAACUUGGAAGCGAAUAAGUAUUUUUCUGGAUAUAGAGUGACAUCUUUCUACGUACCAUUCGUGAUUAACCAAGUAUCAAAUCCAGACCCGCUAUACUGGGCGACGAACAACUACAUAAUUAGUGCACAAGAAGAAGAUGGUGCUCCUUCCUUGCAGGUCCUGAGCAUAGGAGAUUCUGAAGGUGUGCUGCCAACUUUUAUAGGAGCCAAGCUUAGUACUGGUGGCAGAAGACCAUAUAAAGUUGAUGUCUAUUUAUUAAUAGAGGGAGUCGCAAUGAGUGUGUACAAGAAAUUUAGCCGGUUUAACCCCAAAGAGCUAAAAGUGGAAGAGCUGGUGGAGAUACUGAAGAAGUUGAAGGUGUGGUCUAUGAAAGUACCCGAAAAAGUGCAUAUAGAUAUGGUGGUCAAAAUUCACGACAAAACUGUUUACGCAACGCAUAUGAACCAAUCAAGGUUCGAGACAUGGAACGGAGAAGAUUUGGCAUAUAUAGAAGAUUUCCUCCGUUUUGGCAGUCACAUCAACCAACAAAUUGUUUACUACCCGUUCCAGACUGAUGUUCAUAUUCCAAGCGAGAUGGGAACACCCAUUCGACUCCAGUCUACAAUUUUAUCCUUCACAUCUAUAAGAGGAAACUUAACAGCUCCGUCUAGUCAGGAUCUUACGUGGAAGAAUGAUCUUCACAUAAGAUACCAAGGCACGGCAGUCACAACUCUAUCUACUGACGGACCUCUGGCACAAUCACUUCAUUCGGCUCGGAUCCAGCAGUCUUUGGUUGGACACCUGCCAAUGAAAUUCAACGUUACAUUCUCUAUCGAAGAACAAUCUUUAGAACUGACUUGGCCGAAUCCAGGAGACCAGCAAGGAGGAGUAGCUAUGCACUCUCGAGCCCAAAUCAGCGUGGAGACUCACAACGCUAAGUCUACGUAUACAGUCACUGCUGGAGACAAGAACUUAGCGGCUACCGACCAAAGCAGUGUCUUCUUCGACUGCGAAAGACCAAUCACUGGAGCUGAAGUUUUAGACAAGCUGUUCACAUCAAGGGCUAAUCGUUAUGACUUUCUAGCCUCAGUCCAGCCAUCUUUGAUAAUCCUGAACAGUAUUCUUCUCUUCACAUCGCCUCCGUCAGGAUCCUGUGGCCUAAUAUUGCCUCCACAGCAUCUUAUGAAGACACAUAAUGAUGUACUUCAGCUCAAGAUACGAGUAAACCACAUGAGCUUCGGCGAAGACACCACUAAGUUUGAUUUGAGUCUCUCUCUCUUUUACUUCAGUCAAUCUCCAAAGCGCGUAUUCUUCGAAAUGGAAGCAGUUACAACAGUGGAGAAUGCUGGUGGAAACAUGAAUCUGCAGCUGACUGUACACGGACUGCAGCCCAAUACCGACAAUACCACGAGGAAUGAAUGGACGAUUUGCCUUCGAGAACAAGACAUCAGCCAUGUAGCAUCAGACCAAGAUAUAGGUAUCCAUCCAGCUUCUUAUGAAGGCCAUCUAACCCUGACGUACUCUGGCAACAAAACUGAUUGCUUCCAUUCAGGACCAGCCAGCGAACUGACUUUGAAAUACAAAGGAGUGCCUAAGAACUUGUACGGAAAGUUGGAGAGGUUCUUCGAAGUUAAGAUCUUUGGGAGUAAUCUUUCUGAAACGGGAAUAUUAGAGUCUGAACUAGUGACGCAGACAGCAUUAGGCCAGCUCGUGAGGAGUUACAGUAAGGAGCCCCUCAAUAUGACUGCAGUUAUCAAGGAAAUGAAUGGACUUGCUUCUGUCAGCGUCAACAAGGGAGCUGAGAUGCAGUUCAAGUCUGACAACUUUGCGUGGCUGUUGGACAGCUGGACUGACAUGCAGAUUUUGACUAUGCAGACCCUGGGACUAUACCGCGAAUGUCGUCUUCACAAGAAUUCUAUUAAUAUGCUCUUUGGAGGCACGGAGAAUUUGAUGGAAUCUACAUGCUUCGAAACUGUGAUUUUAGCUGACUGCAGCGAAGUGCCGAGAUUUGCAGUGAUCCGUCACAACGACAGCAUCAGGGUUUACACUGGAGGCUACUACGUCAUGAUCACGUUGCAUGAGGAUUCGAAGGCAGCCGUGGAUGUGAGUCAUGCUGGCAACAAUUUCUGGAUCUCCCAAAUCCGCAACACAGUGAAGAUUAUAUCAAGAACAACAGACCUUCAAGUUUACUACAAUCACCAUGAACUAGUAAUAUUAGUGCCCCAUGUGUAUCUGAACACCAUUUGUGGUUUAUGUACGAAUAAAAUGAUGAAUUACGAUUGUUAA